AUGGGUAAUAUUCAAAGUUAUCUCCAUAAGGCCCAAGAAAAGUGUGAUUUGUUAUUAAGAAAAAACCAACAUAUUGGUGAAGUCUUGCAUAAACAAAAUGAACUUGAGAAAAGUAAUUAUGAAAUUCGGUUACGUUCUACAAUCAGUAGUUGUAAAUUUUUAUUGAAAAAUGCAUUACCAUUUCUUGGACAUGAUGAGACGGAAAAGUCUAAUAAUAAAAGAUUUUUCAUUGAAGUCUUAUAUUUGAUUAAAGAAGAUAAUGAGAAGAUUUUUAAAGUUACUUUAGAAAAUGCUCUAAAAAAUGAAAAGUUGACUUUUCCGACAAUUCAAAAAGAUAUUGUCAAUUGCUUUUCAAAAGAGAUAAUCAAGUUUAUUUGUGAUGAAAUUGGUAAAGAUGUGUUCGCCAUAUUAGUUGAUGAGUCUAGUGAUGUUUCCAAAAAAGAACAAAUGGAUAUAGUUUUGAGAUAUGUUGAUGGACUUGAGAUUAUAAAGGAAAGAUUUAUUGGAGUUGUUCGUGUGUUGCAUACAUUGUCUUUGACUCUUAAAACCGUCAUCGAUACCAUAUUUUCCAACAACAACUUCAGUAUGGCUCAGGUGAGGGGGCAAGGUCAUAAUGGAGCAAGUAAUAUGAGUGGUGUAUUCAACGGUUUGAAAUCUUUGAUUUUAAAUGAAAACAGUUUUGCACAUUAUAUGCAAGGUUUAAAAAGGCGGUUUGAGGCGUAA
Molecule: messenger RNA, 723 nt
Organism: Lactuca sativa (garden lettuce)
Lineage: Eukaryota; Viridiplantae; Streptophyta; Magnoliopsida; Asterales; Asteraceae
Source: RefSeq, a predicted model, not a curated record